UUUCAACGAGAAUUUUCGUAUGACUGCUAUAUGAGAUACUACUUUAAUUUUUGCUGCGCAAGCGAAAUACCAAGCCGGAUGAUUUCAUUUGUGAAAAAGCCAAACUGGAAAUGGUUUUAGAGUACAUGUGUAGGUUAAAUUAUGAGUCCUAUCUUACAAGUAAUUUGUUAUAUCGACAGGUACUUUGCAACGGGAGAUUUGUGUAGACAUAUAGCUUCCUUCUACAGAAUUAGUAAGCAGCAUUUUGGUCACAUAGUAUCGCACGUAAGUCAAGCUAUCUGCAAAGCUUUGAAGAGCCAAGUACCGGAAUGUAAUGAGCAAACCAAGUCUGCAGUUGCGAAUGGUUAUAAAGAAAAAUGGAAUUUUCCAAACUGCGUUGGAGCUAUCGAUGGAAAACAUAUCGCCAUUAGAGAGCCCCCGAAAAGUGGAAGUAUUUUCUUCAAUUACAAGGGCUUUAACUCCAUUGUUCUUUUGGCUACGUGCGACGCUUUUUACAAGUUUACCUAUAUAGAUGUAGGCGCUUACGGUAGUGAAGGGCAUGCCAAUAUUUUCAAAAACUCUACAUUUGGCUCUAGAAUACUAAACGACCAGUUGCCAUUCCCUGCUGAUACUAUUAUUAACGGGAAGAAAGUGCCGCAUUUCAUCGUUGCAGAUGACGCCUUCCCGUUGAACAAGCGGAUUAUAAAACCAUUCUCUAAAAAAUCGAUGACAAAAGAAGAGCGCAUAUUUAAUUAUCGUUUGAGCCGAGCUCGAAGAUGCAUUGAGAAUGCUUUUGGGAUUUUGAGCACGAAAUGGCUUUGUUUACGAAAAAUCUUAUUUUGCUUUCCGGAUCGUGCUCAGGAAAUAGUAUCAUCAUGCUGCUUGCUACACAAUUUCUUGUUGAACAAAGCUCGCCAGGAAUAUUGUCCAGAUACAUUCUCUGGGUAUGAAGGUAAUGGUGGAGAGUGGAUAAGAGGAGAAUAUGAAAGUUGGGAGGAGACCCGGAAUGAACCGAACUUUUGCCGUGGAAGAUCUUCGGAUUAUGGGAAAUAUGUACGCAAUUUGUUAAAGGAGUACGUUAACUCUGAAGAGGGAGCUGUUCCAUGGCAGAAUGAUGCUGCAUUUGUUUAUUCCUUUCAUGCCUUUAAUUAUUUCAAAUGUUUUAAGUGUAGUUCAUAG
This is a messenger RNA of Rhagoletis pomonella (apple maggot), 1158 nucleotides long. Its product is annotated as putative nuclease HARBI1. The record is from RefSeq and is a predicted model, not a curated record. The transcript has 2 exons. Bases 142 to 1158 code for a protein of 338 amino acids. Lineage: Eukaryota; Metazoa; Arthropoda; Insecta; Diptera; Tephritidae.